Octopus sinensis (East Asian common octopus) is the source of this 2037-nucleotide messenger RNA. Its product is annotated as protein mono-ADP-ribosyltransferase PARP14-like. Gene Ontology annotation, biological process: negative regulation of gene expression. Bases 424 to 2022 code for a protein of 532 amino acids. The record is from RefSeq and is a predicted model, not a curated record. Lineage: Eukaryota; Metazoa; Mollusca; Cephalopoda; Octopoda; Octopodidae. Gene Ontology annotation, cellular component: nucleus; cytoplasm. The transcript has 8 exons. Gene Ontology annotation, molecular function: transcription corepressor activity.
GAAACAAACUUUUGUUGCCAAUACAUUGAAUUUUAUUGAUAAAAUUAAGGAUACUCCAAAUUAUGGAAAGUGGCUGACAUUUGUUGAAAAACUAAAAGAAGAGUUUCCAGAUUUCCAUUUUAUUGGAGAAAAUUCUAUUGUUGCUAUUGAUGCUGUAGUUAAUGCUAUAAAAAACAAAAUUGCUAACUUUAAGCAAUCUUUAACUUAUGAAUCUUAUAUAUUGAUGCCUCUUGAACAUUUCCUCUUUCUUAAGAGUUCAAAGAACAAGAAAUCAAUGACUUUGGUGCGAAAAAUAAAAUUAAGAAUGUGUGUCUCAAAGAUUAUAAGUUACACCUGGAAGGAACACAAGAGCAAAUUAAAAAACUGGAAACAUUUAUAGAAAAUUUAAGAAAGGAUACCAGCUCACAAGAAGUGAAAUUAGAAAUGUUUAGAUUUCGAGAAUUUCUGCAGAGUGAAGAAGGAAACACUUUCUUGUGUGAAAUGCAGAAGAAAUCUGAGAGUAUAAUAUCUUUAAAUUCAGAUUUAGGAAGUGAAACAGACGGAAUACUAAAUUUUGUGUAUAAAAACUGUGAAAUAGUGUUGAAGGAAGAUGACAUCACGACUCUGGACACAGAUGCUAUUGUUAAUGCUGCAAAUGGUAAAUUGGAUCAUAAGGGAGGAAUUGCGGCAGCCAUUGUGCAGAAAGGUGGGUUUGAAAUUCAGGCGGAAUCUAACAAAAUUAUGAAUCAAAGAAGGAGUGAACUGAAAACUGGAGAAGUAGUGUCAACUAAAGCUGGUAAACUCAAAUGCAAGACUAUCAUUCAUGCUGUUGGACCCGUUUGGAAUAAUGGACGAACCAAUGAAAUUUUUCACCUUUCAAGAGCUGUUCAAAAUUGUUUGGCAUUCCUUGAAGAAAAGUCUUAUACAUCAAUUGCAAUUCCUGCCAUCAGUACAGGUAUUUUUGGUAUACCCAUAGAAGAAGGAACCAAAUGUACAGUAAAGACGAUAAAGAAUUAUCUUGAUACUCACACAAAUUCUAAAAUAAAACAUAUAUGUUUGAUUGAUGUACGGAAGGAAGUAAUCAGAGCUUUUAAGCUUCAUCUAGAAAUGGUGUUUGGAAUCAGUAAAAGCAGAGGAACCACAUCAUUCAACGCAUCCCUUCUUGGUCCACAACAGAAAGCAGCCCCUAUGACACCCAGAACUAAUGUGGCAUCCGGAGAAAAUGCUGGCAUCAAAAUACAACUAAUGAUUGGUUCAAUUUCUAAUGCAUCUGUUGAUGUCAUCGUUAACAGCACCAAUGAACACCUCCAGCUUGACAGUGGUUCUAUCUCCAAAUUUAUUCUCAAUGCUGCUGGUCCACAGAUACAAGCUGAAUGUAACCGGAAAUAUCCUCAAGGUAUUUCUACAUCUAAAAUAGCCAUCACUGAAGGAUAUAACCUCAACUGUGAGAAUGUAAUUCAUCUGGCAUUACCUCCCUGGGAUGAAAAUUCAUCUGAUUCAAUAUUGCGAAACUUGACUAGCAUGGUAGACACUUGUCUAGGAACUGCUUCAUGUCUUAGUGCAAAAAGCCUUGCAUUUCCUAUAUUAGGAGCUGGAGUAUUGAAAUAUCCCAUUGAAAAACUACCUGGAACUAUGUAUGAAGCAGUCAAAGAGUCACCUCGAAAAUACGAUAUCAAAGAUGUUUACUUUGUUGUUUUCCCUAAAGACACAGAAAUAGUAAAGAAAUUUAAAGAAUAUUUCCAACAAAUGUCAGCAGAUGGCUCAGCUGUAACAUCAGAUGAUGAAGAUGACGAAGAUGAAGAAAUAGAAGAUAAUGUCUCUACUGGUCAACACGAUGAUGGUGUCACCUUGAAAUUCUUUGCUAAAUACCAAAAUCUUGACAAUGCUAUAGAAACUGUUAAAAAAGAAUACCUUUCUCUGUUGACCACUGAGGAAAUACCAUUUGAUACAAAUUUAACAGAAUCUCGAGUAAGUUAUCCACAAUAUUACAGAGUUUUUAUUUAUUCGCUUGUUUAUUUAUUAUUGUCAUCAUUUUCUGAUUGAAUUGCAUUUUAUUUU